This is a messenger RNA of Cornus florida, 2005 nucleotides long. RefSeq names its product (R,S)-reticuline 7-O-methyltransferase-like. Gene Ontology annotation, molecular function: O-methyltransferase activity; S-adenosylmethionine-dependent methyltransferase activity; protein dimerization activity. Gene Ontology annotation, biological process: methylation. The record is from RefSeq and is a predicted model, not a curated record. NCBI's taxonomy places the organism in Eukaryota, Viridiplantae, Streptophyta, Magnoliopsida, Cornales, Cornaceae. The transcript is spliced from 3 exons. Bases 862 to 1959 code for a protein of 365 amino acids.
UUACAUGGACAAAUUUGUCACACACCAAGAAUUGUAAUUUAGUUUUAUUUCUUCUAGAUUUCAAAGUGAGCUGCUGAUGCUUCAAGUUUUGGCACAAGACAAUGUGAGUUUGUGAUUUAUAUGCUAGAAAAAACAAAUAAAUAAAGGAAAAUGAUAUUUGGGCCGAUGAUUUUGGCAAAUUUGCUAGGCAGAAACACGUGGCUGUCCAGAUUUUUUUUCCCUCAAUUUCUCUCCCAUCUCUCUUCUUUCUCUUUCUCUUUCUCUUUCUAACUAACCCAUUUUUUCCUUAUUGGUUGGGUCUGUGAGAUCGGCGGGACAAGUUUGCUACACAGAGUCCGGCGAGGACGAAGACCGAAUGGAUUGGUAAGCAAAGAUGGUGUAGAGAGUACGGAACGGCGGUGCAACAGUGGUGACGGACCAUGGAGCAAGGUGGUGCAGAGAACUUGGAGGAUGGCAACCUCGGUGAUGUGGUGAUGGUAAUGAGCAGACGGUCGGUAGUAGGGAUGGAAUGACCGUGAGCAAAAGAAGACCCCACUGGCGACGAUGGAGGAAUGGCCUAAUGGCGGCGACAACAGCGACUAGAGAAGUCGCUAUUCCGACGAAGGGUGGGAUGACGGUGAGAUGGACGGCGAGGAUGAAGACGGUCUUGGAUGUGGAGAACUCGGCCGAUGGAAUGCUUGUCUGUGGAUGGCUUGGUCCUGGAUGACUCGGCCGUGAGCUUGCUGCUUUGGAUGAUGGCGGUCGGCAAGCAAGGAGAAGCUUGGUUGUGAGCCUCUCGGUGGUGAGUUCGGCGAGGAUGAACUUAGGCUCGGUUGAGGAUGAUCUGACUAGUGGUGGCGAUGGGCUGGCUGUGAUAGAGCGAUGGCAGAGAGCUCAGAUGAUGGAGAGAUGGCGACGGCGAGCUCGGACGCAGUUGAUGAGCAGGGCAUGCUACAAGGGCAGGCAGAGAUAUGGCAAUACAUGUUUAACUUUGCAGACUCUAUGGCUUUGAAAUGUGCUGUGGAGCUCCGCAUAGCUGAUAUUAUACACUCUCAUGGCUGUCCAAUCACCUUGUCCCAAAUUGCCACAUCCAUUGACUCUACGUCUCCGGAUAUCACCUGCCUCGCGCGUAUCAUGAGAUUGCUAGUACGAAAGAAGAUCUUCACCGUCACCUCUCAAUCGGACGGCGCAGACGCCCUCUACGGACUAACCAAUUCCUCCAUGUGGCUGUUACACGAUGCAGAGAUAAGCCUGGCUCCAAUGCUGCUGAUGGAAAACCAUCCGCUGCUAUUGGCACCGUGGCAUCAUCUUAGUGGCUGCGUGAAAGAAGGCGGUUUUGCGUUCGAAAAGGCUCAUGGCCGUGGGAUAUGGGACUUUGCAUCGGUCAAUCCUGAAUUGAACAAGAUGUUUAACGAUGGCAUGCAAUGUACGGCCAAGAUCUUGUUGAGAGCCAUCAUCUCAGGCUAUAAAGACGGGUUCGGUUGUCUGGGAUCCCUGGUGGAUGUGGGUGGUGGGACCGGCGCAGCGAUGGCAGAGAUUGUGAGGGCCCACCCGCAUAUCAAGGGUAUUAACUUUGAUUUGCCACAUGUAGUUGCGACCGCACCUGAUCAAAAUGGAGUUUCACAUGUGGGGGGCGACAUGUUCAGGGGUAUUCCUAAUGCUGAUGCAGUCUUCAUGAAGUGGAUAUUGCACGAUUGGAGUGACGAAGAUUGUGCCAAGAUCUUGAAAAAUUGCCGGAAAGCAAUACCGGAAAAAACCGGAAAAGUGAUCAUUGUUGAACUGGUUCUACAGCCAGAAGGUGAUAGCUUAUUUGACAACGCAGGAUUUGUGUUUGAUCUACUGAUGAUUGCACACACCUCCGGUGGGAAGGAAAGGACUGAGCUUGAAUGGAAGAAAGUACUCGAAAAUGGAGGAUUUUUACGUUACAACAUCAUCAAAAUUCCAGCUUUUCUGUCAAUCAUUGAAGCUUACCCAGAGUGACUUGGUAAUAUAUAUUGUUAUGGUUAUAAUAAAUGUUUUUAUAACA